CCUAUGUGCAUGGAAAAGUGAUCUGGCCAACAACAAAUCCUCCCUCGGGUCCUUGCGGGUACGAAAACGGGGCCGAUGUGCCCACACGGAUGGAAAAUUAGUGAAAAGAUGCGACGAAGAGAGCUCAUCUUUAGUAACUACUGAGUUUGAGAUGGCUCUAGGCUUCGCACUCUACACUAUAACACCCUUGUUUCGACACAAUGGCGAAUCGUUGGUCUGCGUUGGCUGGAUAUCACGGAGAAGCACCUUGCACCAUACUGUAGGCUUUCGUCUAUUGUUGCCCAGCCUUCUUGGCCACGCCCUCUCCACUAACGGCAGCCAAUAAUGGGAUCCACUGUGAUUGCGCCCAACACCAAUAUAUGCGGUGGCAGGCUGGAUGCAGAAGGCUCUCUCCUCUUGAACUGGAUACGAGCUCCGCCAACUUCAAAAAGAGCCAAUGAUGCGGCUUUCCGCGUACCUGGAAAUGUGAAAUAUGCAGAGUGAUACACAAGGAACCGCCCGUUUUGAGUAUGUGAUGCGCUAUAACUAACAUUAGAAAGAGACGUGUUGGGCUGUUUGAUGUACGGCAGAGGGUGGGUGGUUCAUCUUGGUUUCUAUAAUUAGUCCAAUACAGCCUGAUAUUUUUUUGCCAUAUA
Messenger RNA from Trichoderma atroviride IMI 206040, 635 nucleotides. NCBI's taxonomy places the organism in Eukaryota, Fungi, Ascomycota, Sordariomycetes, Hypocreales, Hypocreaceae. The record is from RefSeq and is a predicted model, not a curated record.